AUGGACAAAGAAAAAAGACGCAUGCUAAAACUUCUUGACAAAAUCUCUGAAAAAGAGGACAAGCCAAUAACUCUGCCUCAAAAACGGCCUCCAACAGACCCAUUAGUCAAUAAAAAUUGGAAAAAAAAUCCUAUACUUAUUUAAAUUAAAUAUUAAUUUAUGAUAAAUUAAAAUUAUUGGUCUUAGGAUAUAUUAAUCAAGCCAGUAUAGCUAUAAAGUACCUAAAUCUGCAGCAAAGCAUGAUAUUGUUCGUAGCAUGCUUUUUUAGUUUUUCCCCCAGAAAUAUUUCAUUUGCGAAUUUUGCCUAAACUUUUUUCUUGCCAAGCCUAAACUUUAUUUUUCAAUCUAGAAAUAAGUUUCUACAAAAUGUCCACAAAAGAAAAUGCCCCUGGGGAGAAGUCACUUAGCCGAUAUUGUUGCGAUUGAUUGUGAAAUGGUCAGCACUAAUUCAGAUCAAAAUAGCUUGGCAAGGGUUUCUAUUGUCGAUAUGGAUGGAAACGUUCUUCUUGAUGAAUACGUAAAACAGAGUGAGCCUGUAAAUAACUAUAGAACUUCAAUCACAGGAAUUAAAGCAAGGCAUCUGAAGAAUGCCAAAUCUUUUAAUGAAAUACAAAAAUUAGUUACAGAUGCUUUAAAAAAUAAAUUAGUUAUAGGUCAUGCUAUAAGUCAUGAUUUAAAGGCUUUAAAAAUCAACUUACCUGCAAAUGUGGUUAGAGAUACUCAAAAGCUUUAUAAAUUAACAGAAGGAGUAUCAACAAUUUCACUACAAAAGCUUGCACUUGAGAAGCUAGGUAAAGCGAUACAGAUAGGCCAUCAUUCGUCGAUUGAGGACGCGAGAGCAACUAUGGAAAUUUACAAAACGCUUUUCCUUUCUAAAAAGCUAUAA
Messenger RNA from Blepharisma stoltei, 886 nucleotides. The record is from the annotation of a GenBank genome assembly. NCBI's taxonomy places the organism in Eukaryota, Ciliophora, Heterotrichea, Heterotrichida, Blepharismidae.